AUGGCAACAUUCAGACAACAACAGCAACAAGAGCAUUAUGAUUACCGAUGGAUCAAGAACGGCAAGAAAUUCGAUUGGCAAGCUUACGACAAUCGUAUGCUUCAGCAACCCGGUCGUGGUACGCUCGUAAUCACAUCACCCAAAGACGAGGAUAUGGGUCAGUAUCAGUGUUUUGCAGAAAACGAAUUCGGUACGGCCACCUCGAAUUCCGUGUUUGUGCGCAAAGCCGAACUGAAUGCAUUCAAAGAUGAAGUGGCGAAAACAAUUGAAACAAAUGAAGGUGAACCCUUCUCGUUGAGUUGCGAGGCACCUGACGGUUGGCCCAAGCCCAUUGUGAACUGGUUGAUACAGCAUUCUUUGGAUGGCACCAUUAAAUCGAUUAACGAUUCACGCAUGACACUCGAUCCCGAAGGCACACUCUGGUUUUCGAACGUAACACGUGGAGACGCUUCUGAUGAUUUCUUCUAUGCCUGUUCGGCUACCUCGGUAUUCCGUAAUGAAUACAAAAUUGGUAAUAAGGUAUUGUUGGAUGUGAAACAGACCGGCAUUAGCGCCGCACAGAACAAACAACCACCAAAGAGGCAAUAUGUUACGCGUAAGAACGAAGUAGCGUUACGUGGCAAACGCGUAGAGCUAUAUUGUAUUUUUGGUGGAACACCACUGCCGCAAACAGUGUGGUCGAAAAAUGGCGCACCCAUAAAAUGGAGUGAUCGAGUAACACAAGGUCAUUAUGGUAAAUCGUUGGUCAUCAGGCAGGCAAGUUUCGACGACGAAGGCUCCUAUACGUGUGAUGUUUCGAAUGGUGUUGGCAAUGCGCAAUCGUAUUCAAUCAAUCUUAAGAUUUUGGCCACACCCUACUUCACGAAAGAACCAGAGAUCCAGAAUGCCGCCGAAGAUGAAACGGUCGAGUUUGAGUGCGCAGCUGCUGGUAAUCCAGAGCCGACAAUUCAAUGGAUCCACAAUGGCAAACCAAUUGCACAAUCACCACCCAAUCCACGUCGUACUGUCCAGAGUAAUCGCAUUAUCUUGCGCGAUCUCGUUAAAGCCGAUACUGGUAAUUAUGGCUGUAACGCUACCAAUUCGCUUGGUUAUGUCUACAAGGAUGUGUAUCUAAAUGUGUUGGCACUACCGCCAGAGAUCCAGGAAGCGCCACGCAAAGAAGCAACAGUCGACGGCAAAAAUGUGACGUUACGUUGCCGCGUCUUUGGUGCGCCAAAGCCACAAGUGAAAUGGAUACAUAAUCACCAAGAAUUGACCGGCGGACGCUACAACACCUUACCCUCAGGUGAUCUGGAGAUCCAAGAAGUUGCAUUUAGUGAUGAAGGCGACUACACUUGCUUUGCCUCCAACAAGUUCGGCAGUAAAUCCGCAAAUGGAACGUUGACAGUAAUGAAGAGAACGAGUAUAAUACAUGAACCGCAGAAUUACGAGGUGGCUGCUGGCAAAUCGGCGACAUUCCGUUGCAAUGAGGAGCAUGAUGACAAGCUCGAUCUGGAGAUUGAAUGGUGGAAAGAUGGGCAGCCCAUUGAUUUCGAAUCGGAGGCACGUUUCAUGAAGACCAAUGACAAUUCGCUGACCAUACCCAAGACUGUUGAAUUGGAUUCGGGCGAGUAUACAUGCGUAGCACGCACGCAGUUGGACGAAGCUUCGGCCAAGGCUAACCUCAUAGUGCAGGACGUACCGAAUGCGCCGCGAUUGGUUGGCAUCGUUUGUAUGACCAAUAGGAUAAGGGUGACCUGGGAACCGCAAGGUGACAAUCGUUCACCCAUUCUUUACUACACCAUUGAAUUCAAUACUUCCUUUACACCCGACUCUUGGGAUGUCUCAUACGAGAAGGUACCCUCCACUGAAGUCGCAUUCGUUGUUGACUUAACCCCCUGGGCUAAUUACACCUUCCGCGUAAAAGCGUUCAAUAAAAUCGGGCCAUCACCGCCAUCAGAAAACAGUGAAGUGUGCACAACACCGUCAGAUGUGCCCUACAAGCACCCCGAAAAUGUACAAGGCAUGGGUACAGAGCCCAACAAUCUAGUAAUUUCGUGGACGCCAAUGCCAGAAAUUGAUCACAAUGCGCCAGACUUCCAUUACCGCGUAUCUUGGAAACGCGAUAUACCGGCUGCCUCUUGGGAGAGUAGAGAUAUCUAUGAUUGGCAUCAAAACAAUUUGGUAAUCCCAGACCAACCAACCUAUGUACCGUACCUCAUUAAAGUGGUGGCUAUAAACGAGCGAGGCGAGGCAAAUGAGGCGCCUACAGAAGUCAUCGGCUAUUCUGGCGAAGAUCGCCCAUUGGAAGCUCCCACCAACUUCAGCAUGGUUCAAGUUACCGCCGCCACCACGGCUAUGUUACGCUGGAAUCACGUUAGCCCCGAAUCGGUACGUGGACGCUUCAAGGGUUAUAAAAUCCAAACAUGGACUGAGAAGGAAGGUGAGGAAGGUUUGCGUGAGAUACAUGUCGAUGCGAUCUCCGACCAGGCGCUCGUAACACAAUUCAAACCCGACUCGAAGAAUUUCGCGCGUGUGCUCGCUUACAAUGGACGUUUCAAUGGGCCACCCAGUGUUGUCAUUGAUUUUGAUACGCCCGAGGGCGUACCGUCACCGGUACAGUCGUUAGAUGCAUACCCGCUGGGUUCAUCCGCCUUCUGGUUGACUUGGAAGAAACCAUUGCAACCAAAUGGUAAAUUAACCGGCUACAAAAUCUACUAUGAAGAGGUGAAAGGUAGCUAUGUAAGCGAGCGACGUGAACUCGAACCACAUAUUACCGAUCCACUACAGAUGAGCACGAAAAUGGCUGGUUUGCAUGCAAAUACUAAAUACAGAAUUUCGAUAACAGCGACCACGAAAAUGGGCGAGGGAUCUGAACACUUCAUUGAGAAACGCACUUUGCCAGAGGACUCACAGAAGCCGGCGGUACCUGCGUUCGCCUGGGAGCAAUUGCCAUCUGAUAAUGGGCUCGCAAAAUACCGCAUCAACUGGCAUCCCAGCACAGAGGGACAUGCGGGCACACAUUUCUACACUCAAUACAGAAUUAAAGGUCAAUCAGACUUCGAAAAAGUUGAUCCUGAGUUCACCAAAGAUUUCCAGGAGGUCGCCGGUCUUGAUCCAGAUAAUGUUUAUGAAUUCCGCGUGGUUGCAGUCGAUGGGCUGCACGAGACACCCAGUGAAAUAAGAGAAAUCGUUGUUGACGGACCCACUAAGGUGCCCAAUCAAAAUGUGGCGAAUGCUGGCUGGUUCAUCGGUAUGAUGCUGGCGUUGGCUUUCAUCAUUAUACUCUUCAUUAUUAUUUGUAUAAUACGACGCAAUCGCGGUGGCAAAUAUGAUGUGCACGAUCGUGAAUUGGCGAAUGGCCGCCGUGACUAUCCCGACGAAGGUGGAUUCCAUGAAUACUCGCAGCCUUUGGAUAAUAAGAGCGCUGGUCGCCAAUCGGUUAGUUCGGCGAACAAGCCCGGUGUGGAGAGUGACACCGACUCGAUGGCCGAAUAUGGUGAUGGUGAUACAGCUCAAUUCACCGAGGAUGGUUCCUUUAUCGGUCAAUAUGUGCCAGGUAAACUACAGCCGCCCGUUAGUCCACAGCCCAUCAACAAUACGCCAGCAGCGCAUCAGUCGCCAACAGCGCCGCCAGCGCCAACUCAAGCUGCCGCCACCACCUCGAAUACAGCUGCAGUGGCCACAUACGUUUAGGUAGCAGCAGAAACAAAUCUACAAUAACAACAGUAGCAAUAGGAGCAGCAGCAGCAGCAGCAGCAGCCUAACAUACAAACAAACUGAGCCUGAAGUGGGAGUGUGGGGAAAAGCUGCGAAUUGGUGAAUAUGGCAUGGAAGAGGCUAGCCAAGGCGAGGCAAAGUGUAAUUUGUAGCGAUUUCAAUUAGAUUAUAUUGUAAAGAAAAGCGAGCAUUGGAAGCAACAGCGGGAAUAGAGAGAGAAAUUAUUUGAUAAAAAUGUGAAACUUAUCAAAUGUAGAUUUCCCUAAAAUUUGUUGUAAGAAUGGCACUUACGAAUAUUUGACGGUGUUUAGCGAUGCAUAAAUAGGUAAGAGGAAAGCAAAAAUUCGUGGUGUAAAAGGAAAAACAAAAACUUAUAAACGAAAAAGUAAACAUUUAAAUAAAAAAUGUAUUUGAAUUAAAAAAUGCAAAAACUGCUUAUGCAAGAUCGCAAAAAAUUUUUA
Molecule: messenger RNA, 4160 nt
Organism: Anastrepha obliqua
Lineage: Eukaryota; Metazoa; Arthropoda; Insecta; Diptera; Tephritidae
Product: neuroglian
Exons: 7
Coding region: 1-3675 (1224 amino acids)
Biological process (GO): axon guidance; cell adhesion
Cellular component (GO): plasma membrane
Molecular function (GO): protein binding
Source: RefSeq, a predicted model, not a curated record